GUGAGUGUCUGUUACACACAUGGGAUUCCAGAAUUUUGGUUGGAUUAGUGAAAUUUUUGUUAAACAAUUCCCAAUAUACCUUUUACUUUCUCUUCCUUUCAUUUCAUUUCCCUUGUUUGAUCAGAAGAGAAAGAAGAUGCAGCAGUGACACCAAACACACAACAACACAACAGUGAACAACUCAUAAUACCCAACACACAUCAAAAUCAAAUCAUAUGCUACCUCGAACUCCAAGGUUGUCUCUCGGCUAGGGUUUUCAGUUCGCCACCAAAUCCAACUCAACUCCACGCUCCUGCAAAUGGUCCUCUUAUUCUUCGGCUCUUCGAGAUCGACCAUUCGUGCCGCGAUAAUGCUAAACAAUACUUACUCUUAGGUCUAUUCAACCACCAGCAAGCGCGAAUCCUUUGCUCCAAUCAAAAUGCAAUUCGCCAAGCUCGAUGACUCUCCUAUGUUCCGCAAGCAGAUACAAUGCAUGGAGGAAAGUGCUGAAUCUUUAAGAGAGAGAAGUUUAAAAUUUUACAAAGGAUGUAGAAAAUACACUGAAGGUCUUGGGGAGGCCUACGAUGGAGACAUUGCAUUUGCCAGUGCCCUAGAAACUUUUGGUGGUGGACAUAAUGACCCAAUCAGUGUGGCUUUUGGAGGCCCUGUUAUGACCAAAUUCACCAUAGCCCUAAGAGAAAUUGGGACAUACAAGGAAGUCCUUCGAUCACAGGUUGAGCAUAUGCUAAAUGACAGAUUGCUUCAGUUUGUCAAUAUUGAUUUGCAAGAGGUCAAGGAAGCACGGAAACGCUUUGACAAGGCUAGUCUUAUAUAUGACCAGACUCGGGAGAGGUUUCUGUCACUAAGAAAAGGCACUAAAACUGAUGUAGCUACUGCUCUGGAAGAGGAGCUUCAUAGUGCAAGAUCAACAUUUGAGCAAGCUCGAUUUAAUCUGGUAACGGCCUUGUCAACUGUUGAAGCAAAGAAGAGAUUUGAAUUUUUGGAAGCAGUCAGUGGGACCAUGGAUGCACAUCUUCGUUACUUCAAACAGGGUUACGAGUUGUUGCACCAAAUGGAGCCAUAUAUUAACCAGGUCUUGACUUAUGCUCAGCAAUCAAGAGAAAGAUCCAAUUAUGAGCAGGCAGCCCUGAAUGAAAGAAUGCAAGAAUACAAACGACAGAUUGAUCGGGAGAGUAGGUGGUCAUCAAAUGGUUCUAAUGGGUCCCCUAAUGGAGAUGGUAUACAAGCCAUUGGUAGAAGUUCACAUAAGAUGAUAGAGGCUGUUAUGCAAUCUGCUGCAAAGGGAAAGGUUCAAACAAUUCGACAAGGUUAUCUCUCAAAGCGUUCCUCAAACUUAAGGGGUGACUGGAAGAGGAGAUUUUUUGUUCUUGAUAGUCGGGGAAUGCUGUAUUACUAUCGUAAGCAGUGCAGCAAAUCAUCUGGGUCGAGUAGUCAACAUUCUGGCCAGAGGAAUAGUUCUGAGCUUGGUUCUGGACUUUUAAGUCGAUGGCUGUCUUCUCAUCACCAUGGUGGGGUACAUGAUGAAAAAUCUGUUGCUCACCACACUGUGAACCUGCUUACGUCAACAAUCAAAGUAGAUGCUGACCAAUCAGAUUUGAGGUUUUGCUUCCGGAUCAUUUCACCGACAAAGAACUACACUUUGCAGGCAGAGAGUGCGCUGGACCAGAUGGAUUGGAUUGAAAAAAUCACUGGUGUUAUUGCCUCACUACUGAGUUCUCAGAUCCCUGAAAGGAUGUUGCCUGCAAGCCCAAUGGGAAGUGGUCAUCAUAGGUCUACUAGUGAGAGUAGUUCUUUUGAAAGUUCAGAUUUCGAUCACUCUGCUGUUGAAGAAUGUGCAGCAGAUAGAAGUCUUGCUUCUGCACAUCUGGAGCGCCCCUCAAGAAGUUUACAACAGCAGCGAUCCUGCACUAAAAGUGAGAAGCCGAUUGAUGUGCUGCGAAGAGUUUGUGGGAAUGAUAAAUGUGCUGAUUGUGGUGCUCCUGAACCUGAUUGGGCAUCACUAAAUCUUGGUGUUCUUGUUUGCAUUGAGUGUUCUGGUGUGCAUCGCAACCUUGGUGUGCACAUAUCAAAGGUCAGAUCUCUUACUUUGGAUGUUAAAGUGUGGGAACCUUCUGUCAUAAGUUUAUUUCAGUCUCUUGGGAAUACUUUUGCCAACUCCGUCUGGGAGGAAUUAUUACAAUCAAGAAGUGCCAUUCAGGUUGAUCUUGUCCCUACAGGCUUAAGCAAGUCUGAUAAGCCGCUGAUGUUCUUCUUUCCCAAACCUUGUCAAUCUGAUUCUCUAUCAGUGAAGGAAAAGUUCAUCCAUGCAAAGUAUGCAGAGAAGCUUUUUGUUCGCAGGCCAAAGGACAACCGACUCUCGGUGGCACAACAAAUCUGGGAGGCUGUUCAUGCUAAUGACAAAACUGUAUAUCGAUACAUUGUUAAUUCUGACGUUGAUGUUAAUGUUGCUUAUGAGCAAAUGUGCAACAGUUCCCUAACCCUUGCCAAAGUAAUGCUAUUACAAGAGCAGACUAGCCAUGAUCACAGCUCUACUUUGGCCGGCAACACAUUGGACUGGUCCUCAAGUAAAGAAGGCCCUGUCAUGGACAAUCUAGAUGGGUGCACCCUACUUCACCUUGCAUGUGAAACUGCAGAUAUUGGCAUGGUGGAGCUCCUCCUACAGUAUGGUGCAAAUGUUAAUGCAACUGAUUCAAGAGGUCAAACGCCACUACAUCGCUGUAUUCUCAAAGGCAGAUCUGCAUUUGCAAGAUUAAUGCUUUCAAGGGGUGCGGAUCCGCGAGCUGUGGAUGAGCAGGGAAGAACCCCAAUUGAACUUGCUGCUGAGUCAAAUGCUGGUGAAAGAGAAGUCCAUGCUCCAUUAAAUGACUCAAAUGGAUGAGAGUGAUAGACGAAUAUUUCGGAGUUUAUUACAUAUAUAAAAUAUGGAAGAUUUGAUUAUGUAAAUUUGUAUUUCAUAAAUUGAAAAGCUGGGUUUUUUUUUCAAGUAAAAAGUCCCUAGUGUGGAAGAUUAAGGAGAGAGGUAGGUUGAAAUGCCUGCCCCUUAGUCAUCUUGUGCAAAAAUAGUGCUAAGAUGUGUAAUGUAAAAUGGCCACAUUGGUCUAAGUUGAAGAGUUAUGCUGCACUGGUAGCACCCAGCCAGCACUUUGUAAUAUGAUGUUUGUGUAAUUUUGUUUACUUUUGAGGUGAAGCUGCGAUGCACACUAGGCUAGGGAUUUGUGUAUGUUGUGUACAUUGGUUUUUGUGAAGGUGUUGUGGCUGUAAUUCACAUUUUUGGUAUUUUUGGGAUUACUUGGUGGGACAUGUACCCAUAAUGUCAUGUCCCUAGCUCUCUAA
Messenger RNA from Vigna unguiculata (cowpea), 3333 nucleotides. RefSeq names its product ARF GTPase-activating protein (gene SFC). Gene Ontology annotation, molecular function: GTPase activator activity; protein binding. Gene Ontology annotation, cellular component: cytoplasm. Lineage: Eukaryota; Viridiplantae; Streptophyta; Magnoliopsida; Fabales; Fabaceae. The record is from RefSeq and is a predicted model, not a curated record.